CCCAUCCCUUUUCUUUUGCUGUCUCAAACAAAUCUAUUUAAGUCUUUAAUUUUCCUUUGUCCAAUUCAUAUGCACAAUGGGUAUUAUAUGCAGUUCAUACGAAUCCACAUCAGUUGCUACUACUGCCAAAUUAAUACUUCACGAUGGAAGAUUACAAGAGUUUUCUUAUCCAGUUAAAGCUUCUUACUUGUUACAAAAUGACCCAACAAUCUUCAUUUGCAACUCUGACGAUAUGGAUUUUGGCAACGUUGUUUCCGCGGUAAGUGACGAAGAGGAGCUUCAACUUGGUCAGUUAUACUUCGCUUUACCCUUGAGCCACCUAAAACAUAAAUUGAAGGCUGAGGAAAUGGCUGCAUUAGCUAUGAAGGCAAGUUCUGCAUUAAACAAUAGUAGUAGUAGUGCUGAGAAAUUUAUAGUAUUUGAAAAAGGUGGUGGUCAUUUUUCAAAGAAAGUUGUGGAUGACAAUAGUGGUACUCCUACUCCUAGAAGGAAUAACAGCGGCAGAAGAAAGAAGUUCACGGCUAAGUUGAGUGCAAUACAUGAGUAGGGUGGUCGGCUAAUACACCUGACCAGUUUACAUGUACCUCGACUAUUGCGUUUGUCAUGUGCUAUCUCCUGUUAGCAUAUGUAUUGGAUGAAUUUGCAUAUCAAGACUAAUUAGUUAGAUAGAUGUAAGUAUGUUUUCGUCGUUAUUGUUUUGUGAGAUCUGAAUUCUGGUUUCUCAUGAUUUUCAAUCACUUCACUACUUCACUAACAGUUAUGCCAAAUCCAUUGUGCGUGUUUUAGAAUUGAAGCUAACUGUUCAUAUUGAGAUGUAAAUGGAGUAGUAGGUUAUGUAAAAGAGUUGAGGUUAUAAAUAUUGGAGAACAGCUAGUUGUUUUAGGUUUUAUGUACUUGUCACUAAUGGAGGAGUUGCAUCACAAUUUUACCCCUAAAGGGGUUUGAUUAAGGUAGAGGAGUACAACUCUUAUGCUAUA
Molecule: messenger RNA, 977 nt
Organism: Capsicum annuum
Lineage: Eukaryota; Viridiplantae; Streptophyta; Magnoliopsida; Solanales; Solanaceae
Exons: 1
Coding region: 77-547 (156 amino acids)
Source: RefSeq, a predicted model, not a curated record